Molecule: messenger RNA, 10579 nt
Organism: Passer domesticus (house sparrow)
Lineage: Eukaryota; Metazoa; Chordata; Aves; Passeriformes; Passeridae
Gene: STEAP3
Product: STEAP3 metalloreductase
Exons: 3
Coding region: 5922-7520 (532 amino acids)
Biological process (GO): copper ion import
Cellular component (GO): endosome; plasma membrane
Molecular function (GO): cupric reductase (NADH) activity; ferric-chelate reductase (NADPH) activity
Source: RefSeq, a predicted model, not a curated record
UGCCAUGCUCAGCACGCAGUGAUGCCAGCUCAGGGCAGCCCCAGCUCCCUGCCGCAGGUCCCUGUCCCACCUCCCCACCCAGCAGCAGGGCAUGGGGAGCACAGCCCCCCGAUGAUCCCUGUCCCGUGUGCCUGUGGAAUGCAGGACAGCAGCAGGGACAGCCCAGCUCCCAGCAUUUCCUCAUUGUCAUGUCCUGGCUGGCAGCCCAGCUGGGUUUGCAAUAUGGCUUUUCUGGAAAGGUGAAUUACAUCCUUGGCCAGUUCCUGGUUUGCACUAUUCAGGACAUAGCUCUGCUUUGGAAGGAGAAAGAAGAAAAGGGGCAAGCAGAAAGGCAGCAGGCUUGGUUUCCCUGACUUUCUCUUGAGGGCAGAGCUAUGGAAGUCAUUUCCAGUCAGCCUGGGCAGGACUGCAAGCUCUCCAGAAAUGUGCACCAGAGCUGAGAUUAAAGCAGCUUUGGAUAAGCUCUUUUAUUACUUAAAUCUGUUCCAGUUCCAACAGGUUCAGGUUCAGAGCACUUACUGUGUUUCUGUGAGGGAUGCUGUGUAUGGGGGAAAAAGACUUAAACAUUUGAUAUUCCCUGGAAAUAAAAUGGUAGUAGGAAAAAAAAAAAAAGAAAAAAAAAAGAGUAUUUCUGCUCAGAGCGAGACCUGAGUGGAAUGCUUCAGGUGCUGAACGCUCCUCUCCAGCUGGGGCUUUUGGAGGGUUAACACAGCGAGAGAUGCUCUGCAAACAGAGGCUGGAGGGCUUUAGCUUCAUGGUUCAAAGGUCUCUCCAUGCAGACUGGAAGUCCCCUGGGGGCAGAGAUCACCCCUGUCCCUGGAGUGUGUGUUUGUGGGACCGAGCUGGUGCCAGCCAUGGCUGGCAGGGCCCAAAGGGAGCUUCCCAGUGCAGAAAUCAUAGCACUCCUCUGCAGUGACCUGACCAAAGGCUCUGCUGCAUCGUUUGAUUCCUCAUGAGCCCUGCUGGUCUUUCAGCCCAUGUGCUCGUUCAGGAAUGUGUGUAAUAAUCAUGUGCUUUAUCUCGAGUAGCACCCGAGCAGAAGCUGAAGCACAGAGCAGGCUCUUUGAAUCCACGGGAUGAAUCCACAGCUUAUGGAGACUCAGUUGUGGUCAGUCUAAACAAACACUGACUUUGGGGGAAGACACAAAAGCUGUUGUUUUAGCCAAGGUGGUGCAGACUGAGUAUGUGAGUUUCUGUGCAAACAGGAACCAGUUUGCUUUCAUUGGACAGGACAUUUUUUGGAGCUCUGUAUGCAAUUGCUGCCAUAUUCUUCAGCACAGUUUGACAUGUUUAAAACACUGCCUUUUUAUUAGAGUUAUGGUAAAACUAACUUGUCUUUUAUCUGAUAAAUCUGAAUACCAGGCCAUUGAAAUAAAUCUUGGUUUUUUUUCUUUGUCCAGAACUGAAGCAAAGCCUUGCUACCACAGGUCUAUCCUUCUUCAGGGUGUACAACUCAAACAUCUCUGGAGUGCAAAUUACAGGAACCAGCUAGGCUAUCCUCCUGCACCAGAGGAUGUGAAAGGGGCCCCAAAAGAUGGUCUCAUUGUUAAAGUCGUGGUGAAAGAUAUCUGGGUCAUCCCAGACAAACUUGCUGGAGUCCAUCAUUGUUAGUAUCUCCUUCCCCCACGCCUGUUGAAAGAGGAUAACAAGUGUGCCUAUUCCCCAGUAGCUGCGGGGGAUGAUCUGCUCAGCAGAUUGACUCUGCUGUGAGCCCAGGGACACCUGAGUGGGCUCCUGCAGCCCAGCUCCCUCCAGAACGGCUGUCCUGCAGCAAAACCUGAGUGAGGCUUCUCAGUGUGGGCAGAGAGGCAGAAAAACCUUGUUUGCCUGGCACCGAGCCUAAGCUAACAGCCUCUGCCAAGCCUCAGGUGCAAAAUAUGUAGAACUAUCCCUGUCUUUCUUCUGUGAGGAGAACCCCUCCCUCCCUCUGCCUGGGCAACAGAGACUUGACUGCUUCAUUUCAUGCAGCUGCUGUCUGUCUGAUCCCACUUCUUGGGGCAGAAGUUGCCUUCUGGACAGUUUUUGUAGAGUGCCCAGCAGAGGGGAGCUCCCCAUCUUGCUCACUGCCCACCACUGCUAUUGCCCUGCAAUAAACAGCAGCAGUGGCAGUGCAGUCAUUGAACUGCACAUGGGACUAGUGUGCUGCAGUGGACACAGCAGCGAUGUAAGGGUGUCAUUAGCAGCUGAGCUGGAGGGCAGCUGUACAUUGCAUUCAGUAUUUUAGUUAGGGAACUGCUGCCCAGUUAGAACUGGAGCUUGUCUAUUCCCACUGGGCUGUGCUUUAAAUCAUCUUGUAGCUUCCUUGGUAAGAAGCUGAUCUCCUUGAAUUGUACGUGCUAUAACUCAGCAGGGAUGCAGUGUGCUUGACAAGGAAGAUCAAUAAAUGGGGUUUAUCUAAGUCUGGAGAUGCUAAAGAUGUCUAAGCACCAUGAUAUUCACUCGUGACCUCCUCUGCAGUGUCCUGGCCAAGGUGCUUUGCACCCACUCUGGAUGGGCUGGCCUUGCUGUGGUGAAUUAGCUUUGGGAGGGAGUUUCAAGCAGGUGACAUGUCCAUAGGUGCAGAAAAAGCAGCGUGGACAUGGUAAGUGAGGGGUGGUGGCAGGAGGGGGGGGUCUGCGUGCUCCCCAGAGAUACAGAAGUGAAGAAAAGCUGUUGCCUAAUCAGACAGUCCAUUGCCAGGCAUCUGUUAGGCAGAGACCACAGUGUCUGUCUCGGUGAAAUGUGUUUAUGGUGAAAGAGGGAUGUUCCCCUCCUUUUUCAGGAGGAUUUCAGUGCAUGGCAAUGACAGCAAUGCAACCCACAGGCAGCAGCCAGCGCCAGGGACCAUCCCACCAUGGGCUGGCAGCAGGGAUGAGUUCUGCUCCAAAGCCCCACCAGUCAGAGCAUGACUGAAAUAAUCACACCAAAACUCACAGAAAAGAUUUUGAGUCUUCUUACUUUGUAACUAUCCUGCUGACUUCAAAGGCUGUUUAAUUCUGUCAUCCCUUUUAAUCAAAAUAACUGGAGACAGCAAAGAUGUUUAUCUCCAAACAUUGCCGACAUCUCUCUGCAUGUUCAGUGGCAGCUGCAGGACAGAGGAAACACACUACAAGAAAAAUUGCUUGCAGCAACAUUUACAUCCCAGUGGGACCACAGAGAGAACUUUUGAGGUGCCUUACAUUGAUUAUGAAAUGAGUCUGUGGGUAACAAUCACUUUGUCACCCUGAAUGCUGAUUUCUCCCCCCAUGGCUGAGAGCCAGAGAUGUGUUUCUUUAUUCUGGGGUAAUAUUUUGUGUGCACAGGUGGUGGAAAAGGGGAGGGGGGUAUGGGAGAGCAGGCUAUGAUUCUGAACAAUAGCUUUGGCCCUAGAACAAAUAGUUCUGGACAUGAGUACAUUUAGGUGAAGCAAGGUUUCUAAAAAGUAAAACAGUGAGUGUGUGAUAAAACUUCUGAUAAGAAGGGACCAGGGGAAAAAAGCCCCAAUAUCUUUGCAGACAGAGAUCUGAAAGUCAUCCCUCUCACUUUUUCCCUGUGGCCCCUUUCUGUGUUUAUUCCUCCUUUUUUUUUUUUUUUUCAGUGGAAUAAGCAGAACUGCAGUAUGCUGUUUGAUCUCUGUAUUUAUACAGUGGACAUGUGUUUUGAAGGGGAAGGAGUCACCAUGCGCUUCUUUGGCACUUGUUUGCCCUGCUAGCACUUCUUCCAUGAGCACAGGUUUUGGUCUCUGGGAUAAGGUGGUGCUUGGUGAGAGGCAAGGAGAGCAGACAGACCUCUGCCAUAGAAACAGUAUUGUCACUGAAACCAUGAUGGGUUUGUACCCAGGACAGUGAAUUACAGUUUCAAAGUCCAUCUGCUGAAGGUGUUUUGCAGGUUUUCAGUGAGGAGCAGGAUUGAGAUCCUGGCUGCUGUGUGAGAGAUCUCCUCCAGUAACUCGAGGCUGUGCUUGAUGUUUGUCUGCCAGGAACCACCAAGUUGGUCUUUUCAUAGUAAUGUGACCCUUUGAUCAUUUUUCUGAGUGGUUUUAACAAAUUUACAGUCUUUAAAGUGUAUAUAUGGUAUAGGGAGUUUAUGCCUGCAGGCAACUCUUGCCAUGUCUCUCUAGUGUCUGUAGUGAAUUUUGGUGCUCAGGCACUUCAAAUAGGGAGAUCCUUUUGCAGAGUCUUCACAAGAAAGAUUGACUGUCCUAAAUGAUUUUGAGUGCAUAUUAGGAAGAAAUUCUUUAGUAUAAGGGUGGUGAGGCAUGGGAGCAGGUUGCAAAGAGAGCCUGUGCCCAUCUCUGGAGGUGUUUGGGACCAGGUUGGAUGGGGCUUUGAGCAGCCUGGUCUAGUAGGAGGUGUCCCUGCCCAUGGCAAGGGGUUGGAAGUAGAUGAUCUUUAAGUCCCUUCCAGCCUGAACCAUCUGUGAUUCUGUGAUCACUACACACAAGUUCCAUCUUGUCAAUAUUCACUCCCUUUCGCAGAUCACUUAUGAGCAUGUCAAACAGCAUAAAUCCUCAGGGAAAUCCCUUGGCAACCUAUUCCCAUUAUGAAAAUAAUUUAUUCCUUCUCACCCUUUGUUUCCCAUUGGUAACUAUUCAUGCAGAAGUGCCCUUCCCCUUUGCACCACUGCUGUGCCAAUCCCAGAAGAGCCUUAGGUGAAGGAUAUUUCCAAAAGCCUAUGAAAAACACACCUGUGCCAGGGACUAGGUCACCCCAUCCAAAUGGUCACCUUCACUUUGAAAGAACUUGACCAGGUACAAGGCAAGACUGCACUCCACCAAAACCAAUUUUCUCCAUCCCCAGUAUAUCACAAGUCUGUUAAUUACAGUCUUUAAUAUAAUCUUUAGCAGUGUGCCAGUACAAAAGCCAGGUGUCCUGGUGUGGAAGUUCCAUGGGGUGCCUUCUGAGCCCCCUUAAAAUGUCACCCUCAGGAAUUUGCCAUUCCUUUAGGGUAAAUUUGCUGUUCCUUAAGUUGGGAGGCACAUUUGAGCCACUGACACAACCCAUGAGCAGUCUGGCAGUUCCCUGCCCAAGCUUCUUCUGACCCCCAGGUUCAGCUGCUGUGCUGCCUGUGAAUUCAUUGAUGUGCUUAAAACCUCUCCAUGCCCUCAAUAUCUAAUCUGUUACAGGGCAAAAUUCAUUAACGUUUGUAAGCUCAUCAAGAUCUUUCAUGAGCAAAUCCCAUCAUGUUUUAAUAUAUUUUUGAAAUGUCACGGGUGAGUUCUCAUUAUUCAUUAAAGAGCUGAAGCAAACAGUGCUUGCCAGACCCAAAUAUUGGGAUAGGCAAGGGCUGAAACUCUCUUCAUUUACCACUUUUAGGACACUUUCAUUUCAAUUUGACUUUCUGCCUUGAUUCUGCUCCAGCAAAUCAGAAACACCCCUCCAGCUUUUCCAGAUGUAGUCUCAGGGAUCUUCAUGGACCACUUCUUUAGGAGAUAUCUGGUAGCUCCAUGGGAAUCUCAGAGUUUCUGGUCCUGAUUGCUGUUAGUGUUAGGCUGGCUUUGUAGUGAGAUGCCUGAAAUAGGGAUCUCAUCUAGCCAGGUAUCAUAAGCUCUUGGAGGUUUAUUUCAUGCCCAAGAUAGUUCAGCUACCUUAGAAGGCAUAAAAUCAGCAGGAGGCUUCUGUGGUAGCGUUGGAAACAAAAAAGUUUUAAUAAAAGGCAAAAUAACAGAAAAAAAACAAGCCAGGUGCAAAAGGUUGUUGCUCCUGGUAAAACACCUCACAAAAGCGAUUAGUUUCUUUGUUCUCUUCUUUUUCUAGUAAAUUGCUCAGGCGGAACUUUUUGGUUCGUGUCCUAUUAGCUAUCCUUAAGUUUGAAGUCCCCCAAGUCCUAUGAGAUGUCUUUUCACCUAAUUAAGGAGAGAAACUUCUGGGCUCUUUUCCUUUUUGAGGAGACAAAGGAUAGUUUUGUCACUUGGUCAACAAGGAGCACAUUCCUGUAGAUGCCAGCACGAAGGACACCAGAGGAUGGAUGAGUGCAUCCACCAGGUGUUGGAUCACACAACCCUGGGAAACCUCUAUAAAAGUCUUCAGCUUCCAACCCAGCAUGGUGUUUUGUGCCCCUCCAGUGGUGCCUGUACAUUACUGCACAUUUCCUGCUGGGUUUGGCAAACAGGUCCUGGGCCACUGAGACCAAAACCAAAACCACUGGGACCAAAUUCACGUGGCCUUAGUGGCAUUUUUCCCCAUGACCCCAGAUAUGGUCUGGAUCUCUGCGAGACCUCCACCGUGAAUUUGCAUUUCUCCCUUGUUUUUCCUGCCAGGAUGUCCAGAGGAGACAUGGCCAAACCUCUGCUGGGCCAUGGUGGCGCGGAGGGUGAGUGCAGCCCCCCGCCGCCGGCCGGCCGCACCGUGGGCGUGCUGGGCAGCGGGGACUUCGCGCGCUCCCUGGCCGUGCGCCUGGUGUGCUCCGGCUUCAGGGUGGUGGUGGGCAGCCGCAACCCCAAGCGCAAAGCCAGCCUCUUCCCCGCUGCAGCAGAGGUCACCUUCCAGGCCGAGGCCGUGAAGAAGGCGGACGUCAUCUUCGUGGCGAUCUUCAGGGAGCAUUACUCCACCCUCUGUGACCUGGCUGACGUGCUGGUGGGCAAGAUCCUGGUGGAUGUCAGCAACAACACGGAGGUCAACCAUCACAAGGAAUCCAACGCGGAGUACUUGGCCUCCCUGUUCCCAGACUGCACCGUGGUAAAGGCGUUUAAUGUGGUUUCUGCCUGGACGCUGCAGUCGGGUGCCAGGGAUGGAAAUAAGCAGGUUCUGAUCUGCUCAAAUAACCAAGAAGCCAAGCGCACCAUAGCAGAAAUUGCUCAAGUCAUGGGAUUCACCCCUGUGGACAUGGGCUGCAUGUCAUCAGCCUGCGAGAUUGAGAACAUUCCCCUGCGCCUCUUGCCUGCCUGGAAAAUCCCCAUCUUUUUGGCUCUGGGGCUUUUUCUUUGCUUCUUCACCUACAACCUGAUCCGGCAGGUCAUCCACCCUUACAUCAGGGAGCAGAAGAACAAGCUGUACAAGAUCCCCAUCGAGGUGGUCAACACCACGCUGCCGUGCGUGUCCUACGUCAUGCUGUCCCUGGUCUACCUGCCCGGGGUGCUGGCAGCCUGCUCCCAGCUCUACUACGGCACCAAGUACAGGCGUUUCCCAGACUGGCUGGACCAGUGGCUGCAGCACCGGAAGCAGAUUGGUCUCCUCAGCUUCUUCUGUGCAGCCCUGCACGCCGUGUACAGCCUGUGCCUGCCCAUGCGCCGCUCCCACCGCUACCUGUUAAUCGAGACGGCCGUCAAGCAGUCCUCCCUUGGGUUUGUUGCCUUGGUGAUCAGCACUCUGCACACGCUCACGUACGGCUGGUCGAGGGCCUUCGAUGAGAACCAGUACAAAUUCUACCUGCCCCCAACCUACACCCUCACACUGCUCGUGCCAUGCACUGUCAUCAUAGCCAAAGUCAUCUUCAGUUUGCCCUGCAUCCAGCACAGACUUCUGAGAAUCAGGAGGGGCUGGGAGAAGGGCAGAUACGUCAAAUUUGUUCUGCCCAGUGCAACGGGGGAAUUCUCGAGUGGGGAGACCUCCAGUAAUGUCUAACAGCCCCAGCUCUGAGGAUUUCGAAGCACUAUCAACAUUUCUAUAAAGGUGUUUCUUUUUCUUAAAUAUAUGUAUGUUUUGGUAUAAUGGUAUUGUUGAUAAAAUAAUAAAAUUUGGUGACUUUAGAAAAAGGAUGACCAUCAAACUAGGUUAGACAGUAGCAGUUGAAUUAUAUUGCUGAUUUGCUAGGACAAUUAUUGCCUUAAAAGUGACUGUGAGAGCCAAGCUAGCAGCAGUAAUAUACCUGGAAACUGAUGGACUCUGUUAGUCAGAUCAGUCACUUGAGGUGCUGGCUGGCAGCUCCCCAAACCAGUACUUCUCAGUUGCUUUCCUAGCUGUUCUCAUAAAUUUCAAUGCCUUUAUUUUUUAAUACGAGGUUGCAUAGAUUUUCUGGGGUUUAUGACAGCAAAGAUACCCUGCCUUUUGAGUGUAUGGAUCAAUCAAGGCAGUGAGGUUUAGAAAGAUCAAUUGCCUCUGGUUUUGUUCUCCUCAAUGAACUCUGUGGACAAGUACAGCUAUAUUCAUGGUACUGUGACAGCAGGUUUUACUAAAAUCAUCAAAUCUGACAGCAAGCCCAGUAUCCCUGUUCUCUCAAAUACAGGCAGCACUUCUGGUCCUGGAAGCAGUGCCUGAGAUGCAUGUUUAUAAGCUGAGGAAAUAAAGCGCCUUUUCCAGGAGUAUAAAAGCAUUUGAGAGAGAGACAUCCCCAGUAGCAGACAUCUGGUCUGCACUGCUGGCUCUGAGAUGACAGCUACUGCUGCAUGUUCUCUGUUACACUGAGCCAAAGUUUCAAGCAGUAUUUGAUUGAAAUAGAGCGAGGAUAAUUAUUGGAAAGGCCUGCUGCUUCACAAAAUUACAUGGAGAAAACCAAGGCCUUCCAGCUGGCCUUACAUCAAAUAAUGGGGUGAAGCGUUUAGAAAUGGCUGUCACCUGAACAUUCCCAUUUAAGCAAACAAAACAGCAGUUCUAAACCCACUGGUUUCACUAGCAAUAAUGAGAUCUUUGAAUAGUCCUGCAAAGGGAUCAUCAAGUCUUGACCACAACAUGAAAACAUGUUGUACAUUUUUGGGCACAGUCCUUCAUUGCCUUACACCUUAAAAAGUCCCUUGCUAGAUCACAAAGCAGGUAUGAACUGCUCUUCUGAGAGCCCACUGUGGACAAGGCACAGGGCAACGAUUUCUGUCCUAAUUUCAUGUUUCACCUAUUGCUUUCUAUGAAGUUCUUACUCGUUAAAUAGAAUAAUUCUUUAGGUUUUGGACAUCCAAAUCACCAAACAGUGAAUGGACAGCCAUUCACUAAAGCUCAUGUAAAAGCAAGCAAUUGGGAUGACACAAGAAGACUACCUCAGUAAGGUCAGGUACAUUGACAUGCCUGGAAUAGCCUCAUUUUCCUACAGUUAAGGAAAAGACACUCAGUGUUCAGUAUUGCUUUGAGAAACACCAAACGAGGUGCAGCCUGUGGGACAAGGGAGUACUUGUGUACCAGACCAGUUAAUGUAAAGGGAAGGGGGAAUUAUCAGCUUUGGGGCACACAAACCCUUCUACAAGCCAACAUUGCUCCCAUAACCUGGAAGAGUUCUACACAGACAGACUCAUAAGAAUUCCCUGUUUAGCCUCCAGUAACUACAGUGAGUAAUAUUCUCCAAAUAUUGCUCAUGUGGCCAGUGAUGGUACUGACUGUUCUUGCCUAACACUUACAGUAAAGUCUCCAAAUGUUGCUUCUUCAGGGGAAAGCCUAGAUUUCAUAAUAAGGUGAUUUUUUUGUUGUUUUCAUGAGGUUUGGACAGCAUGGUGAAAGUACCACUCUUUAUCACUGUCCCCCUCAGCAAGCUGAGCUUAUUAGGUUUCCCCUUCCACCUCCAGAACUUAGCCCAGAUUGGCACCUGACCAAAUCACUCUCCAAGCAGACUGUUGACGCAACACUAUUUAUUUCUGCUUAGGUGAUAGGUUAAGUUUCCCCAUGGAUUUGAGACAGUUUCACCUGAAUAUAAUUCCAGCCACUCCAGUUUAAUUCAUCCUUGAGGAAGACUGGAUUCAGCAAGCCUGGUUUUUAAGUCAUAUUUUCCAUUUCAUCAUCAGUUUACACACUUUAUGGUGUAUUUCAAUGCCUUUUUAUCCCAUCUAGGUUUCAUUUCACAUCUUUAGGUCAGGCAAGACUACUGUCUGCUGGCCAAAAAAGAUUAGGAGGCAGAGAAAGAGCAUUACACAGGCUUUGUCUUCAAGGGGAAAAGAAUGGUUUAUUUUGAGUCACUGCAAGGUUAAAGACUCACCUUUCUGCCCAGCAGAAGGUUUGCACCCUGGCUUUGUUUACAGGACUCCCAUGCCUACAAACCCUUUCCCAUGGCAAAGGGACAGUUGCCAUGAGCAGAGGGGCAGUCAGUGAGUCAGCACGGUGCUUUUCAGAUGGACACAAGCCCAAAGGACAGACAAGCCAGCUCAAAAUCCCCACAGCUGCUGCAGCUCUACAGCAUCUAAAAAACAAAGCUGGUCCUGUGUCUCCAGGUAAUGCCUGUGCCAACAGACUGGCCAGCCAGCCACCAUCCCUUUUGAAAACCAAAACCAAUCCUUAUAAAUGUAGAACAGCAUUUCACAUGAUGCCCUCUAUAUGCAUCUGGUCCUGAAAACAUGGGACACAACUGUUUGAGUCAUUUAUUUGAUUCUGGAAUGCUGCAAAUGAAAGUAAGGAAUUUUUCAGUUACCUUUUCCCUAAGCAUUUUUGAUAUGCAUGGGACAUUCAGUGAGAUUGGCUUAAAAUUUACCAUUUAACUGGUUUUGUACUUGAAGUUUUUCUCUCUGUAUAUGUGUACACACACACACAUAAAUAUAUGUAUCUUAUUGCAGAAUAUAUAGCUUGAAUGUAAAAAUCUUUGUAUUUUUAUUUUCUGUACUGCCUACUAUGUGCCUCUGGGAUAUGUAAGAACCAAAUGAAAAGCUGUAAGAGUAAGGCCAGUUUUAAUCUCUGGCCUCUGUAGUUAUAUAAAAUAUUCUGAACAGAUCUACAUAAUUAUAUCAGAACUUGUGUCUUUUUUCCUGCCUCCCCCCAAACAAAACCAUUACUUU